Molecule: messenger RNA, 1754 nt
Organism: Tetranychus urticae (two-spotted spider mite)
Lineage: Eukaryota; Metazoa; Arthropoda; Arachnida; Trombidiformes; Tetranychidae
Source: RefSeq, a predicted model, not a curated record
AUGGUAUUGAAUAUUUGCUUGCCAUCAGUUAAAAUGAACUGGAAACUACAGAUAUUUGUUUUACUUUUUUUCAAUGUUACAAUUUGUUCGUCCAAAUUAAUUGUGAAAACUGAAUGGGGUUCAAUCAGAGGAUUUUAUGAAAAGUUUGGUGACAAGCAGAUUCGGUCUUUUCUUGGUAUUCCUUAUGCUCUUCCACCAGUGGGUCCUUUAAGGUUUCGGAAGCCAAUUGAAUUAGUUAAACCUUUCAAAGGCAUUUACAGAGCCAAAAAUUUUGGUCCUGCUUGCCUCCAAUCAGAAGUGUUCCGAGACGCUCAUACACCAAACUCAACAAUCAGUGAAAAUUGUUUAUUUCUCAAUGUUUGGACACCAGUUGAUGUGUCCAAGAAAAAGUUGUAUCCUGUUCUUAUUUAUAUCCAUGGAUCUUCAUUCACUUUUGGUUCAUCAGCAUCUUCUAGUCAAAGAGGAGACGUUUUAACAGCAUUCAAUGACAUUGUCACAGUAAACUUGAACCAUCGAUUAGGUGCUACUGGACUCGCUUAUGCUGAGUCAGAUGCAAUUGUUGGUAAUCAACAGUUACAUGAUAUAAUUAUGGCACUAAAAUGGGUCAAGAGGAAUAUUGGUGCUUUCGGUGGAGACCCUAACCAAAUAACAUUAUCCGGAAUGAGCUCAGGAGCUAUUUUAGCCUCUGCCAUCUUUUUAUCUCCUGCGGUCGAAUCUGGUCUUUUUAAUAAAGUUUUCUUAAUGAGUGGAGUCUCAAUAGAUCAAGUGAAUAGCUCACUUGGCUGUUCACAUUAUUCAAGUUCAAAUGACUCCUUUCAAAUUGGCGAAAUUAAAUGUUUGAAAAAAGUCAAAGCAAAAUCAAUAGCAGAUACGCUCGAAAACGUACUUUUUUACCCGAUCUACAACGACGGUAACAUUUUCCCUGAAUCGCCUGUCCAAAUUGUGAACAAAAAAUCAUUUCCUAAAGGCUUGAAAUUUUUAAUUGGAACUGAAGCUGAUGAAAGUUUUUUUACAAAAGCAUUCAAUCCAACAACUAAGGAAGAGGCUUUGAGCAAUAUGGAGACACUCAUUUCAGCUCUUGACGUUACACAACUCAACAUGACAGAUUUGUUUAUGAAAUAUUUCGAUGGAGUGGACGAUAAUAAUGCUACUUUGAUUCGUAAACGUUUCGAUGAAAUUGGAUCUGAUCUUCAAUUCCACUGUCCUUCGUUAUUAUACUCUGCAGCCUUCGCAAGCAAUUCAUACAAUAAUGUUCACAUCUUUCGAAAUGAUUAUGUUACUUCUAAAUACAAUAGAUCUGAGAGACCCAAUGGAGCUCGUCAUGGCGAUGUUCAACGUAUAUUUUUUGGUGACCCUUUUAGAUCGCCUGAAAAUUUUCCAGAUGACCGAGAUAGAGAACUAAGUCGUUUCAUGAUGAAAACAUUAUCCGAUUUUGUUAGAGGAAAGGAAUUAUUUUGGGACUCAAUAAAAAUCAAUGGAAAUCAUUCUGAUAACAUUUCACUUCCACGAUGGCGUAUUCAAAACAAUGAACAAUUUGAUAAAGUUGAUUAUGAUGAAGAUACAGAUUUAUGUUUAGAAUGGGCUAAAUAUUUUAAUUUACAGAUUUGAUUAAAGCCUGUGCAAUGGAACCAAAUACAAUGUAACAAUCGAUUUCACUUGUAAAUUAAAUAACUUCUCAAUGCUCAUAAUUGAUUUUCAUUAUCCAUUCUCAUAUACAGUGUCUGACUUAAUAUCUUUAAAUUAAACAAAUAACC